AUGUCGUCUCGCUCUACUGAGAAUAUCACAAGACCCUCAACAUCUGCCAGUGGACGAUCAGAUCAACAACAAGAUCAGAUUGAUCAGCGACUCAAGAGCCUCCGCGACGAGGUUCUUCCUUUCUACCCUUUCUUCCUCACCGUUCCCAUCGAGGUACCUUUCCAACUUGGACACCGCUUUGUCAACAAUUGGGCAGUGAGCGAUGACGGCCCAUUCACUCCAGAGGAACAUCAACUGCAGUAUAUGACGUUCUUGACGCACGACCAAAACGAUUCCUUACUGGUAGCAGUGGGUGAUUGGUCUGACGGUACAGGAAGCGUCAUGGCUGAUCGCGGUUCGCGGCCGCAGAGUGCCACAAGCACGCCAUCCAAUGGUUCGAUCAAGAAGAAAAUCAGCCUACAUGACUAUAAGAACAAGAGAAAGAACGGUGGUACCUCACCUUCUGCCUUGAACCAGGAAGCGUCCGGCCACAAGAGCAGUUCGACCCUCCACGUCCCGCCCCAUGACAGGCACAAUCCUAAACCUCUUCCUACUCCCGAUAACCACCAAAAACUGUCGAAAGCAGCUGCUCAAUCUGACAUUGAACAUGUUGACCGAAAACGUCCCCCCGAGCGUGACAAUCGCCGUCACGUCUCUCAGGGAAAGGAUGCGAAGAAGCGAAAGAUUUCGCCUGAACCUACGCAUACUAGAUUAGAGCGCUCGGACAUUAAUGGGCUUCCCCAACUCCUAUCACCAACUCUCCCCCCGACGUCGAGCACCCCGCGCCUGCCCCGACUCCUAUCUCCCACUUUGCCCCCGGAUCUUGAACGGGAACUGGCGAAGCUCGGCGCCGAGGCCCUGGCCUCCGAUUCACAAGCAGAGUCUACUGUCAAUAGCGACACGGUAAAGCCAAAAGAGACGUCCGCAUCCGGCCCGCUGAAAGGGCCCGGCAAACUGUCUGGAUUGGGGCUAGAGAAAAGCGUAUCAACUGGCCCGGAUACUACCUCACGAUCUGGCACAGCCCUCAAAACCGUUUCUCAGCAGCCCUCCUCACAGACAUCAAAUGCCAAAUCGAGUCAGGCUGCAUCGAAACCGCCUCGCUUAAUCGUCAAGUUGAAGUAUGGAAGGCCAAACAGAAAGCGGGUGGAGGGUCUCCUAAAAUUCGCUGGCAAGAGAAAGAUGUCUCAUCAAAGCUCACCCGCAACCGACGCGGGCGAGCAAGAAGCAUCACACUCUAUCAAAUCCGAGCACCCAAGGCUUCCGGCCCCCGAAAGCCAGUCUAACAAACCUAUUCGGCCGGAUAAACCCGCGAGAAGCAGCAACCAGCCCUCUUUUAAAGACCGGCCAAAAGAGCAUCAACUAGUAGCUGGCUCAGAGAAACCGCAAACCCCUGUUCAGAGCCAUGUGCAACAACAGGAGAGAACCAGACCGGUGUCCAUAACGCCUGCGAAAGACCUGAAGCACUCAUCUUCCCGACAUGACUUGGCCAACAGUGAGGCGAAAUCGCGCGCUGCUGCCAGGAACACUCCUGCGGAGUCUGCUUUCGGCAUCUCCAAACAAUCGCCACACCAGCCCAGUAAUGUGGAUCGAAAUGGCGAGCGUCGAGCUUGGAAGGACGAGUACCAAAAGUUUGGAAAUCUGGGGAGAGAGUUGAAGCAUGCUGCCGAUCGGCAUACGGCCAAAGACAAUGUGACUAGCGCCGAUGAGAAGCUUGCUGCGGCUACAGCAAUAGAGGCCAUUCUCUGCUUUAUCCUCGCCUUUGUUGCAGACGACCAGUCCAAGGCUAUCUCUCGCCAGAUCGGUGAUUCGUCGACUUGGCUUUCCAUCAUCGCUUACUGGCGCGUUGUCAAAAAACACAGCUUUUCCUUCCCGCCACUAUACAGUCUCUCCCUUAUUCUCGGCGCAGUCUCGUACGAUGCCAUUCAUGCUCUCGACCUGGAACGUCUCGCAGUCACACCUCUUCCAGGGGAACACACCCCUGUCCCCACCCCAGGAAGUGACAGGCACUCGGUCAACUCUGACGAGAAGAGGACCUUGAAGGAUUUUCUCGAGUUAAAGACCAGACUGCCCGAAUUCUACAAGGAGUCCCAGAGGCUGUGGCUGGACGGUUCCCGGGGCCUCUCGGAAGACAUCCUUGCGCGUGACUUUCCAGAAACAUGGGCGAAGCGGGCGAGGACCUACUCCGAACAGGGCAAGAAAAAGCUCAAACCAGGUGACUACUCUGGUGAAAUAUACUUGCCACUUGGCAAGACCAGCACACCUCUAGAGAUCAUCCGCUUCAGCUGCGCUCUUCUGAGAGAAUGGUGUUCCCGAGAAAAUAUCGAUUGGCGAAGCAAGCUCGAUCUAUAA
Messenger RNA from Aspergillus calidoustus, 2328 nucleotides. The record is from the annotation of a GenBank genome assembly. NCBI's taxonomy places the organism in Eukaryota, Fungi, Ascomycota, Eurotiomycetes, Eurotiales, Aspergillaceae.